AUGUUCCUUGCCGAAACGUGGGCAGAAGAUGCUAGGCUGCGUCGUUUGUGUAUCGAUCUGAAGUUUGAUCACUGCUGGGUUGGUCCAAGCGCAGGGAAAACAGGUUGUCUGGUCUUGCUUUGGAAGAGCUCUGUUUCUAUUGAUGUGAUCGUGUCAUCUCCGAACCACAUCGACGCUAUUGUUGGGGUUAAUCUGGGUGAACAAUGGAGGUUCACGGGGAUUUAUGGCUUUGCGGAGUCUGCUAGGAAGCAGGAAACUUGGUCUUUACUGAGAGGCCUUCACCGCCGAUCCUCCCUGCCUUGGAUGUGCGCCGAUGAAUGUGGUCUCAUGGACCUUGGCUAUGUCGGGGAUAAAUUCACUUGGCGUGGUAAAAGAGCUGGUGGCUUAGUUUUGGAAAGGCUGGACAGGGCGGUUGCAUCCAACGGGUGGUUCUCUCGCUUCUCGGGAUCCAAGGUCCAGCACCUCCGCACUCACUCCUCCGAUCACAAAGCCAUUCUUGUCAAACCGGAUGGUCGUGGGAAAAUUCAAAUCUGCGGGGAGAAGCUCACAGCUUGGAGUCAGCAGUCUUUUGGCAGCGUUAAACACCAAGUGGAAAAGAAAAGCAAGCUCCUCUCCAAAGCGGAAUGUGAUGCGGCUUGUGGGAAAAUUGGCUAUGAACAAGUCAAAAUGCUUAGAACUGAGCUUAAUGAUCUCCUGGACAAGGAAAGUCAGAUGUGGCAGCAAAGAUCCAGAGCUCUCUUCCUCAAAUGCGGGGACCGAAAUACAAGUUAUUUUCACAGUAAGGCCUCACACAGAUUCCGUAGAAAUAGAAUUUCAGGUUUGAGAGACUCUUCCAAUUUGUGGUGCACUGAGGACAAUAUGAUUAAAAAUAUUGCUUGUGACUACUACCAAUCCCUAUUCACAUCAUCACAGUCUUUGGAUUUUUCAGGGGUCUUGGAUGCUAUUAAGCCUUCGGUUUCUGAGGAGAUGAAUGCCAUGCUUCUUAGACCUUUCCUCAGAGAUAAGGUGGAGGUGGCUAUCAAGCAAAUGAAACCUAUCUCUGCCCCGGGUCCUGACGGUAUGCCUCCCCUGUUCUAUCAAACCUUCUGGUCUUUAAUUGAUGAGGAUAUCUGCUCUGCUGUGUUAGAUUGCCUUAAUAACUAUAAAAUUCCUUUAGAGAUUAACAGUACCAAUAUCACCCUAAUUCCUAAGGUUAAAUCCCCUGAGUUUAUCACGGACUUUAGGCCGAUUAGCCUUUGUAAUGUGGUAUACAAAAUAGUUUCUAAGGUCCUUGCCAAUAGAUUUCGUGAUGUACUCCCCUCGAUAAUUUCUGAAAACCAGAGCGCCUUUCAGACGGGUAGGGUCAUCACUGAUAACAUCCUAAUGGCCUUUGAAACCCUUCAUUUCAUGAAACACCAUCAAUAUGGUAAGUCCGGCUUCAUGGCCCUAAAACUUGACAUGAGUAAGGCCUAUGACCGGGUUGAAUGGGCUUACUUAGAGGCGAUUAUGAAGAAAAUGGGGUUUGAUGUAAAAUGGGUUAACCUUAUAAUGGAGUGCAUCACAACUGUCAGUUAUUCCAUCCUUAUCAAUGGUGAACCCUCCCCAAUCAUCCAGCCGUCUCGGGGCAUUAGACAGGGUGACCCACUGUCACCCUAUUUAUUCCUCAUAUGCUCUGAGGGUCUUCACAGCCUUCUGCAGCAGGCAGCAGAGUCCAACCAGAUCCGGGGUGUGUCUAUUUGCAAGAAGGGCCCCCGUUUGACCCAUUUAUUUUUUGCCGAUGAUAGUGUGAUCUUUUGCAGAGCCUCCCUUGUGGAAUGCCAUAGACUUCAGGGGCUAUUGGAGUGCUAUGAAAAGGCUUCGGGGCAGCAGCUGAAUCAUAGUAAAACAGGCCUUUUUUUCAGCAAAUCCACACCCCUUCUCAUCGCAGAUCAAAUCAAAGAUGCUUUGGGUGUUCAGGAAAUUAAGCAAUUCGAAAAAUACCUUGGGCUUCCUUCCCUAGUUGGUAGGAACAAGAAAGCGAGUUUACGAUACAUUAAAGAAAGGGUCGAGGCUAAGCUCCAAGGCUGGAAAGAACAACUUCUAUCCCAAGCGGGCCGUGAAAUUCUCCUCAAAGCUGUGAUCCAGGCAAUCCCCACUUUUGCCAUGAGUUGCUUCAAGCUCCCGGCCACUCUUUGCAAUGAUAUUGAGAUCCUGAUUAGGAAAUUUUGGUGGGGCCAAAGAGGUAAUCAAAGGAAGAUUCAUUGGACCAAAUGGAGCUCUUUGUGCCAUCCAAAAAGCCGAGGGGGUAUGGGUUUUAAAGAGCUUCAACGGUUCAACAUUGCCAUGCUAGCAAAGCAAGUUUGGUGGCUGCUUGAUAAUAAAACAUCUCUCUUCCAUAGAUUUUUUAAGGCGAAAUUCUUCCCUAACGGGUCCAUUCUUGAUGCAAAAGAAGGCAAUGGCUCCUUCGCAUGGAAGAGUAUUUUGAAGGGUAGAGAUGUGAUCAUGAAAGGGGUUCAGUGGAGAGUGGGUACGGGGUCCUUGAUUCGGAUUUACCAUGAAAACUGGCUGCCUGACCCCUAUAGCAAAAAGGUGGUGUCUCCUAGGGACUUCCUAGGCAGGGAUGCAACGGUCUCGGUACUAAUUGAUAGUGAGCACCGCUGCUGGAUGGAGGAAACAAUUAAUAACAUUUUCUUGCCCCAUGAAGCUGCUCUAAUCCUAUCUAUUCCACUCAGCCUUAGACCUUGUGAGGAUCGGUUGUUUUGGCCGCAUAACUCGGAUGGUUCUUACUCUGUCAGGUCUGGCUACAGGUGGCUCAUGGAGGAAGCUCUUAAUGGAGAGCCCUCUUCCUCGGAUUUGUCAAGUACCAGAAGCAUUUGGAAGGGUGUGUGGAGCCUACACGUCCCCAAUAGGGUCAAAACGCUGCUUUGGAGGGCUAGUUCAGAUGCGCUACCAUCCAAGACUAAUCUAUUGAGAAGAAAAAUUAUCACUAAUGAUCUCUGCUCAGGCUGCAAGCUCAUGAGUGAGACCAUUUUUCACGCUAUUUGGUCUUGUCCUGCUCUGGCCCCUGUUUGGUCUUCCAAGUUCACCUGGCUCAUGAAUUUAACCAAAGGGUGCUCAUCGUUGCUGGAAAUAUUCCAAUGCUGCCAGACCCAUUGCGAUUACUUUGAUCUGUUUGCCAUGGUCACGUCCCAGCUCUGGAUGCGUAGAAACAAGUUGCGAGCUGGGGAGUGCGUGGCUCCAUUGGCAAAGAUUAUCGGCUUGGCUACAGAUUGCUUAUUGGAGUUCCAAUCUGCCCAGCCUUCCUCCCAUCCUCCAUCAAAACCGGUUUUAGUUUCCAGAUGGUCUCCUCCGGAGUCGGGUUGGGUGAAAAUCAACUUUGAUGGGGCUACUUUUAGUGAUAGGAACUUAGUUGGUUUGGCUGGUGUCAUUCGCGACAACAGAGGUCUUGUCAUGGCUGCUUGUACACAAACUAUUCCACUGCCUACAUCUGUAGAGAUGGUGGAAGUGUUAGCAGCUCGUAGUGCACUGGUCUUGCCUCAAGAUCUAAAUCUGACUCGGGUGCAACUUGAAGGUGAUUCGGAAAUAAUAAUCAAUGCUCUUUCCUCAGGUGGCAGGGACUCUUCAAGCUACGGCCACAUUUUGGAAGACAUCAAUAUUCUUUCUUUGGCUUUCCAGUCCCUUUCAUUUAGUCAUACACGUAGGAUAGGGAACAAACUGGCCCACUGUUUAGCCAAAUCAGCAUGUAAUUUCUCCCCAUUCCAAGUUUGGAUGGAGGAAAUCCCACUUGUGUGUGAAUCUGUGUACUAUUUUGAUAUCCCUUAA
Quercus robur (English oak) is the source of this 3780-nucleotide messenger RNA. RefSeq lists its product as uncharacterized. Lineage: Eukaryota; Viridiplantae; Streptophyta; Magnoliopsida; Fagales; Fagaceae. The transcript has 3 exons. Gene Ontology annotation, molecular function: nucleic acid binding; RNA-DNA hybrid ribonuclease activity. The record is from RefSeq and is a predicted model, not a curated record. Bases 1 to 3780 code for a protein of 1259 amino acids.